Molecule: messenger RNA, 1098 nt
Organism: Erpetoichthys calabaricus (reedfish)
Lineage: Eukaryota; Metazoa; Chordata; Cladistia; Polypteriformes; Polypteridae
Gene: rab31
Product: RAB31, member RAS oncogene family
Exons: 7
Coding region: 228-812 (194 amino acids)
Molecular function (GO): GTP binding; GTPase activity
Source: RefSeq, a predicted model, not a curated record
GAGAGCCGGCGAAGCGGAGACGAGCUGAAGAGGCGCACGCGCCAUGUGAAGCUUGCUGGGCUCGAGCCGCUUCCCUUUGGUUUCCGUUAGGAGGGCACUAUAGGGAAGCGACUUGCGUCCGAGGAAAGACACGAAAGAAGGGGAAGAAAGCGUGAAAGGCUGAUCAUGGAUAGAAGACCAAAGUGGUGAAGACUUCUCGGGCAUGCUGCUCGUUCGGUGACAGCGUUAUGGCUAUAAGAGAACUAAAAGUCUGUUUACUAGGGGACACAGGGGUGGGGAAAUCAAGUGUUGUUUGCCGUUUCGUGCAGGAUCAUUUCGACCACAACAUCAGCCCCACAAUCGGGGCAUCUUUUUUAACCAAGACAGUACCUUGUGGUAAAGAGCUCCAUAAAUUUCUGAUUUGGGAUACAGCAGGACAAGAGAGGUUUCAUUCAUUAGCACCUAUGUACUACCGAGGGUCAGCAGCAGCUGUCAUAGUAUAUGACAUUACAAAAAUGGACACUUUUCAGACACUAAAAAAGUGGGUGAAAGAGUUAAAGGAACAUGGUCCAGAAGAUAUUGUUGUUGCCAUUGCUGGAAACAAAAGUGAUCUUAGUGACAUAAGGGAAGUUCCUGUAAAAGAAGCAAAAGAAUAUGCUGAAUCAAUUUCAGCUAUUUUUAUAGAAACAAGUGCAAGAAAUGCAGUUAAUAUUGAAGAGCUGUUCCAAAAAAUCAGCCGUCAGAUUCCCCCACUGGAUCCUCAAGAGUAUGAGAAGACUGACGCCUUUAAACUGACACGGCCACCACCAACAUCGAGCAAACGAUGCUGUUAACAACACAAUGUGUCUGUGAAGUCACGGGUUUUUACUUUGCAUUCCUUCGUGAAGUAGCUGGAAAGCUUAAAUGCCGCAUUUUCAAUUAAGGGAAAUUUUAAAAGGCAUUACAGUGAGGAAAUCACUCCAUAGUCUUAAUUGGAAGAGUCAUUAAAUAAAGAUGUGUGUUUGUGUUACAUUCCUUAUCCCUAUAUUUUAGUAUAAAAGCACACCGCAGAAUUUGAUUUAUUUUCUUUCCUUUUUUAUAUCCAUUUUGAGCAUAUAUUAUUCUUAUCUUGCAGUAUUU